GUACCUCCUCACCAAGUCUGCCGCCAGGCAGUUGCUCCAGCGCCAGUUCCCCAUCGGCGCCUUCUGCAGCAGCCAGCUGGAUUACCCCGACUGCCCAUUUCGCUCCCUGCAGAGCUUCAUUUCGGAGCCUGCAGCGGCCACGCAGACGGGCUCCAUGGAAGACACGGACGUGCAGAUCGUGAGCUUCUGCAAACCACCAAGCGGCAGGACUGCCCCAGGCUCGCCAUGUCCAAGAUGCAACACCCUGAACUGCAAAACCUCCUGGUGUGACCAUGACUGGACUGCAAUGAACCCAGACAGAUGUUCACGCCUCUGCGUAGUAUAUAAGUGUCCGAUUGUUUGA
Molecule: messenger RNA, 343 nt
Organism: Effrenium voratum
Lineage: Eukaryota; Dinophyceae; Suessiales; Symbiodiniaceae
Source: the annotation of a GenBank genome assembly